GUUGAGUUGACCCUAUUCCCUCAUGCUAUCAACAUAGCGGGUGGAGCCUUUGUACACUUCCAGGUCAGCGCCAUAUUUCCAACCGGAGCUUUAAUUCCAAGUGUAUUUUAACCAGGAGUUCCAACCAAGGGGGCCUCAUUCAUCAAAACCAACUCUCACUCGGCUGCGCGUAUUCAAACCUCGGAAGCUUAUUUUAGCAACGUCAAGGAAGAAGGCAAGAAAUAAGAAACAUGGGAUUUGCUUUCCAGGAGGCGUUGAGAAAUUGGCACUAUUUAGUGAUCGUGCUUGUGCCUAUCAUAUUCUGUCCUGUUCCCAUUGUAUUCAACAAUUCGAUUGGUCACAUGGCCUACUGCAUAAUCAUCAUGGCGCUUUAUUGGAUGACGGAAUGCCUUCCUUUGGCUGCUACAGCCCUCCUCCCUAUCCUUCUCUUCCCGCUCUUUGGUAUCCAGAAGUCAAAAGAUGUUUGUAGUAACUAUCUCACAGAUACCAACACUGUCUUCUUCGGGGGUUUGAUGGUGGCUGCAGCUGUGGAACACUGGAACCUGCACAAGCGAAUCGCUCUCCGAGUUCUGAUGCUUGUUGGUGCUAAACCUAGAUGGUUGAUGUUCGGCUUCAUGUUGACCACGGCUUUCUUGUCGAUGUGGAUGAGCAACACGGCAACGACUGCGAUGAUGAUCCCAAUUGCUCAGGCUGUCCUUAACGAACUCAAAUCUAAUAAACACGACGCCGAGAUGGGCAAUGAUGUCGGGAAGGAUUCAAAAGAAGAGAAAAAACUUGAUGAAAUUCAACUUGAUGAAAUUGCAGCUGAUCACAUUGUUGAAGACUCAAACUCACACCCGUCGGAGAGCAAAAAGACACAUCUGCUCAUCGAAGAACCCCGCGGUGAGAAAGGAUACCGUUUACUCUGCAAGGCCAUCACUCUGUCCAUACCGUAUGCCGCCAACAUUGGUGGCACAGCUACCCUGACAGGAACCGGGCCUAAUCUGGUCAUCAGUACACAGGUUGAAACACUCUUUGGUUCCGAGGCUGGUCUUAAUUUUGGUACCUGGAUGAUGUAUGCAUUCCCUGGCAUGGUUGUCUGUCUUAUCAUCUGUUGGAUAUGGCUACAGAUCAUGUACCUCGAUUGUUUUUGUCUGAAGAGAAGUGAUAGCAAAAUUGGGAAAGAACAGGAAGAGAAAGCGAAGAUGGUGAUCCGCAGAAAUUACGCAGAGCUUGGUAGAAUGUCGUUUGCGGAAUGGGCUAUUCUUGGUCAUUUCGUGGUCCUAGUCGCUCUUUGGCUGACAAGAGAUCCCAAGUUUGUCAGUGGCUGGUCAGUAGGCUUCCUAAAUGGGUACGUCACGGAUGCUACGUCAGUUAUAUUCAUCUCCUUGCUCCUCUUUGCCUUCCCUUCAAGGCUUCCUACAUUUUUGUGCCGAAGAAAUCGAGAUGGCGAUGAUGGACUAGAAGAUAAAAAGCCAGUGAAGAUUACCCCUAUUCUAACGUGGCCUGUUAUACACGAGAAAAUGGCUUGGAAUGUUAUUAUUCUUCUUGGUGGUGGAUCGGCCUUAGCUGAUGGUUGCAAGGUAUCAGGACUCUCCGCUUGGCUCGGAGCCCAAUUCUCGGUAUUUUCUUCACUGUCUCCUUCGGUAAUGGCUAUUAUCAUCUCAACAAUCGUAGCUAUCUUCACAGAGAUCACAAGCAACACAGCUACCGCUACUAUUUUCCUACCCAUCUUUGCUGAAUUGGGUAUAGGCAUCGGGGUAAAUCCGCUGUUUCUGAUGAUUCCGGCAGCCAUUGCGUGCUCCUUCGCCUUUAUGCUCCCAGUGGCCACUCCGCCUAACGCCAUAGCAUUCGCUCAUGGUAAUCUCUCAGUACUUGAUAUGGUUAAAGCAGGAGUCGUGAUGAACAUCGCGUGUAUCCUGGUAUCCAAUCUUAGUCUCAAUACCUUGGGUGUAUGGAUCUUUGAUGUCAAUACUUUCCCUGCUUGGGCGAAUGUAACAGCAGCUGCAGUACCGACAUAACGCUUGACCGUCCCCAAGUAAUGAUCUUGGUCGUGUUAAUGUGAUGGUAUACAACUUAAUUUUAUUCAACCCAUAACUCAUCAGUGUCUGAUGCUUACAAGUUUUCGAUUAAGAAAGGAUAACUCCAAGCAGAUUCAUCUGGAUAUUCAUUCAAUUAUAUGGAAACAUGCAUUUAAGACUUGUUGUUUAUUUAUAAUUACCAUGGUCAGAGAGUCUGAUGCAACUGGUAGUUGUAUCAUUUUGGUUGGAAGAAAAAAACAUCUGAUCUGUCUGAGAUUCGUUGUGGCAAACAUCAGGUGUGCUUCAAUUUUCUAUCUCAAAACCUAACAACUGACUCUUAACAAGAUUCAAACAGCAGGUAAAGUCGUCAAAAUUAUGCAACAAACACAGUAUUUCUUCCUGAAAGCAAAGGAACAAAACAAACAGCAAAAUCAAAACACAUAAAAUCCCACAGUCGUACAUGUUUACUAAUGCCGGUAUACUGCAUGGUAUAAGUAGUCAUCGCAAUUUUUCUCUUUUAAAGUCCUGUUAAAAGUGACUCGAUGAAAGGGUGAGGGAGUGAAUUUUUAAACACUAUUUUACAACGCAUUUAAAUUGAUUGCUUUCGUUUCUUUAUAGAAUAAUGUAAAUUACAUGACUAUGAAUAAAGGUUGGGCCCAACUGGCUCUUAUAUUUAACCAUUUUAAACGAGUUAUAUUUCAGCCUUUAGCAUUCUGUUGGUCCGCCAAAAAAUAAACAAAUGAAUUUGUUCAUGAGUGCUGAAUGAAAUUCCCAAUCAUUUUCAUUUCAAUCGGUAGACUGAAAGAUGGAUUUGUUUUGUUUACAAACUUUCACCACCACUUAUUGAAAACAGCAAGGAUAUUUGAUGCAUGUUAUCUAGCACAAAACAUGUUCUAGUUGUAGUUAAAGUAAAAAUAAUUUGCUCUUUUUCAUCAAUGGAAAAAAAAUCUUUAUAUCUAAACGCUUGAUUAGCCUUGUAGAAUAUACCUAAACAUCUUUAAGUGAAGGCGGUAUCGUUGUAACAGGAUUCUGAUAUUGUUUUUCACUGUAUAUUUACUUUUAUCACAAAUAAGAUAUUUUUUAUUCGUACAUUUAUCUAUAAAGAUAAGUAUAAAUAUUAUGAAAAUAACAUAUUAUCAUAUAUUGGCAGUGGCGGAUCCAGGGAUGGGCACUGCCGACCUAUU
This is a messenger RNA of Lytechinus variegatus (green sea urchin), 3184 nucleotides long. Its product is annotated as solute carrier family 13 member 5-like. The record is from RefSeq and is a predicted model, not a curated record. The transcript is spliced from 14 exons. Gene Ontology annotation, molecular function: transmembrane transporter activity. NCBI's taxonomy places the organism in Eukaryota, Metazoa, Echinodermata, Echinoidea, Temnopleuroida, Toxopneustidae. Gene Ontology annotation, cellular component: membrane. The coding region runs from base 231 to 2000 and encodes 589 amino acids. Gene Ontology annotation, biological process: monoatomic anion transmembrane transport.